Molecule: messenger RNA, 3104 nt
Organism: Melanotaenia boesemani (Boeseman's rainbowfish)
Lineage: Eukaryota; Metazoa; Chordata; Actinopteri; Atheriniformes; Melanotaeniidae
Gene: naa40
Product: N-alpha-acetyltransferase 40, NatD catalytic subunit
Exons: 8
Coding region: 328-1047 (239 amino acids)
Cellular component (GO): nucleus
Molecular function (GO): histone H2A acetyltransferase activity; protein N-terminal-serine acetyltransferase activity; histone H4 acetyltransferase activity
Source: RefSeq, a predicted model, not a curated record
GGACGCAACGGAGAGAGGAGGAAAGAAAGGGGGCAAGGAAAGACCUGUGAUGAUUUCAGUCUCGCAGUCUUGGCGCCAAUCCGACUUGCACAUAAAUUAAAGAUCUAUAACGAUAUUUAAUCAUAUUUGCGACUAGCUACUGCUCCUCUCGCAGUCAUCGGUCGGUGUUGAAUCCGGCUAGCCUCGUUAGAACACCAUCUAUCACUGUCACAUUAAUCUGUCCCCUUUCUCUCUGUCAGUCACGAUACUAAUAACUCAGCAACAGCAAAGCACCGGGACAAUAGAGUUGCGUUUCUCCGAGGCGACCGAUAAGACACAGCUUCAAAGAUGGGGAGGAAGUCCAACAAAGCAAAGGAGAAGAAAGCCCGGCGCCUGGAGGAGAGGGCAGCUAUGGAUGCUGUGUGUGCCAAGGUGGAUGCAGCCAACAAGCUUGAUGACCCGCUGGCUGCUUUCCCAGCCUUCAAAAAGUACGACAGAAAUGGGCUGAACCUGCAGAUAGAGUGUAAGAGAGUGACCUCCCUCAACCCGCUGUCUGUGGAGUGGGCUUUCGAACUCACCAGAGCCAACAUGCAGACACUAUAUGAACAGAGCGAGUGGGGGUGGAAGGAGAGAGAAAAGAGGGAGGAGAUGAACGACGAGAGGGCAUGGUACCUGCUGGCUCGCGACGCCGACUCCGCCCCUUUGGCUUUUUCUCACUUUCGAUUCGACGUGGAGUGUGGAGAGGAGGUUUUAUAUUGCUAUGAGGUGCAGUUAGAAAGCAAAGUACGGAGGAAAGGGCUCGGGAAGUUUCUCAUCCAGAUACUCCAGCUCAUCGCUAACAGUACACAGAUGAAGAAAGUGAUGUUGACGGUCUUCAAACACAACCACGGGGCUUACCAGUUCUUCAGAGAAGCUUUACAGUUCGAGAUUGACGAGACCUCACCAAGCAUGUCCGGUUGCUGCGGUGACGAUUGCUCCUAUGAGAUCCUGAGCAGGCGGACCAAGCACGGCGAGGCCUCGGCGGGGCACACCCACGGCGGCGGCCACUGUGGCGGCUGCUGCCACUGACUGGCUGCAGUUACAUCUUACGAUUGGUUAAAAGCCAGCAACUUUCAUGGCUGUGUGUGAAAGCUUGAGCGAUUCGGGUUCAGAAGGCUUCAGAGAGCUGUUUGAAAUAAAAUGCUGGAGGAAUAUCUGGCUACGGAUUAUGGAGCGGCAUUUUUUAUUUUGUGCGUGCAGUUUGAGCUUUCACACACUGCUGUUUUCUUUUCCAACUGUCUGACUUAUCGCCAUCUUUUUCCAUUUUUCUCAUUCCCAUUAAUGAUCAUUAAUAAUUCCCAGUCAAGAAUAAAGCUGCAGCAGUGCUGACGUUCUUCUGACAUGAUGUGCUACACUGUUUUGAAUCAUUUUGCUUCUUGAAGUGUGAUUCAGGAGCAAAAGCUAGUUGCUGGUUCCGGAUUAUGUCACAAAAACAGUGUCACCAGUGUAACGUAGGUUUCCUGCAGUAGCAGAUUAUUUUUAAUGUUUAAAUCAUGCCCUAACUUAAGGCUAAUUAAGCAGUGCAAAUAGGAAGUUUAGAGUUGGUCUUUCUGUAAAAUGACUUGCCAGUUAAUGAGGAGCAUUUACUAAAACAGCAGGGUUAGGCUUCAUCUGCACCCCUUAAACACCAUGUGAAAGCUUGUUGCACGUUAAAGCUCAAGUUUUAUGCAUAUCUGGCUUGUAGGUUUUUCGUAAGUGAGAAAAGAACUGUGGCUAACAGCAACAACACUGUUUUGAACAAUAAUGCCCAGUGAUACUACUGUUACAUAGUUAUAGUACAUCUGCAGUGCUGUCCAUCCACUCUAUUCAAGUGACACGUAGAGACGUCUCUCUUGCUUUUAAAUUGCUAUAGAUGUUAAGAUAUGAUCUCCAGGGUUGCCUUUUUCUUUGAGUCUCAAGUAAAUAUUUAUACCAGCUCAUCUGCAUCCAGUCAAGAAAAUAGUCCCAGUAUGAUCCUUUCUUUGAUUCAGAUGUUCAACCCUGAUUUUAGAGUUAGUUUUAGAUAGAGCUAUAACAGCUUCCAGCUUCAUUUAUAUGUUUGAAUUUGUGGAAGUGCGUUAUUUAAUCAUUUAUUCUCCUUCCCCCCCCUUUGUCACCUCUUAUGUUUUUAUGGUUUCAGACACAAAUGGUACACUCAUUUAACAGAUGCCGUUCUCAUGUUUCAGCCCUAUAACACUGCAUCCAUCUUUGCUGUAUGUUGUGCCUGAAGGUUCUGGAUGAUCAGACCCCCUCUUUUUUUGUAACCUUUGUAAAGGUACAUCAGUCCUGCUUGUCCUUUUUUCCCCUCAUAUCAAAACACAUUGAUGAUAAGUCGAUGUUGAUACUACUUUUAGCUCUAGCAUAUGAAAAACCAUCCUCCAUCUCUUGUUUAUUUUAUUAACUUGAGAAAAUCAUAUUGAUUUAUAACAGAGGACGAUUGAUAGCAGUCUCAUGAUGUGGGAAUAGUAGGAAGUUAUUUUUACAGCUCACGUUUCUCCAUAGUCAUGACACGUGUUCCCAGUCCAGCAUCACUAGCUUAAACUACAAAAUAUGUUUCGUAGAUCUAAUAGCAUUACUGUAAUAUUUCUUACAGAUCUAAUAAAUAAGCCUAAAUUUGUCAAAGAGGGGAGCUGCAUGACAUUUAACGUUAAUGAGAAUGAGCAGUAAGAUCCGGGUAGAGUUGCUCUGCACAUCUGCGGCUUAUUCACUUACAAUUGUUCCGGCAUAAUCUAAUGUUCAAUUUAAGAUUUUAGAUGUGGAGUCAUUAGAGGGGGUUGGAAGACUUGCUGCAGCUACGUUGACAUUUAUAAUCUCUAAUCUGUUUACAAGACCUUCAGGGUAUUUUUGGAUCGUUUUGGGCGCUAGUCAGUGGAGUUGGAUACCCUGUCUUGGAUUCAGGACUGUAUUCAGCUUAUUUAGAUUUAAUAUGCAGGUUCGAGGAGAGCAACUGGGGGUGUAAAGAUUUUUCAAACUUUGAAUUGGUGCGUUUUUGUGUUGCUUUUAACCUGUUCUUACCAGAGCUGAAAUUUUAUACAGUUUAGUACUUGGGCAAACUGGAGACUGAAAUGUGAAUCAGACUUCUGAAAAUGACCUCCAAAAGAGCAAAA